Messenger RNA from Lathyrus oleraceus (garden pea), 876 nucleotides. RefSeq names its product endoplasmic reticulum chaperone BiP-like. The coding region runs from base 1 to 876 and encodes 291 amino acids. Gene Ontology annotation, molecular function: ATP binding; ATP-dependent protein folding chaperone. Lineage: Eukaryota; Viridiplantae; Streptophyta; Magnoliopsida; Fabales; Fabaceae. The record is from RefSeq and is a predicted model, not a curated record. The transcript is spliced from 7 exons.
AUGUCUUUGCUCACUGUGGGUGAAUCGCAUAGAGGCACAGUUGCAAACAUAGAAACUUAUGAUGUUUCUAGGUUUCGAAAUCGUGUCCACGAAUUUGUUCACAUGGACGCGAUGAUUAAAUCUUAUGUUGAACUCAUCGGUUUUGGACAUGAUUUAGAAAAAAAAAUUACGAGAUAUGGUUUCUUGAGUUGUGGCCAUUUAAGGUUAUUUCUGGCUAUGAUUAUUGUUAAUUUCAAAAAUGAAGAAAAAUGCUUUGCUGUAGAGGAAAUUUCAGUAAUGAUUCUUACGAAGAUGAAGGAGAUAGCAGAUAAAUUUUUGGAAUCAAAGGUUAAAGAUGCAGUAAUCAUUAUGCCUGCUUAUUUCAAUGAUUCUCAGAGAAAAGCCACUAAAGACGCUGGUGCCAUUGUCGAUUCUAAAAGUCAUGCAUUUAUUGCAAGACUUUUUAAUGGAAAUGAUAUAUGUUUGAGCAUAAACCCUGAUGAGGUUGUUGCUUAUGGUGAAGUUGUCCAGGCUGCAUUGUUGACUGACGACAUAAAGUUCAGACUUAUUAAAGCAUGGUGUUUUACACAAGUCCCUGAACACGAGUUAGUUGAAAUGGCUGCAGAUGGCCUAGAUUAUUCCAUUAGGAAGAAACUAGACAUUCAAUACCUUAGGGACAUGGCACAAUUGGCAGAUAGGAAGACAUUGAAGGAAGGAAGAUUGCAAUUUGGCGAGAAGCCAAAAGCGUCAAUGCAAGUGGAUGUUGAUUCAUUUCAAACUAAAGAGAAUCACUAUACUGAACCUGUCGAGAUCCUCAUGAUGGAAGCUACUGAUGGCUUCGACAUGGAUGUCGAGAAAGUGGAGCAGAUUCCUUCAAUUGCUGAUGUAGAAAUAUAA